CUUCCUGAUGCCCAGAAGAAGUUUUGUCUGUCUAAAAGGCAGACAGCUUUCAAAAUGGACAUUUUACUUGGAUUCUCUGUGAUGAGUGACUCUGUAAUGUCUAUAACUGGACCAUCCACCGACAUGCUCGAAACGCCUCCUUGUUAUCCCUUUGAAGAAAUCAAUUAUGAGGACAUUGAUGUGGAGGAGGUGGUGGGGAGAGGAGCAUUUGGGGUUGUUUGCAAAGCCAAAUGGAAAGGCAAAGAUGUUGCCAUCAAGACAAUUGAGAGUGAAUCCGAGAGAAAAGCUUUUAUUAUUGAGCUUCGGCAGCUUUCACGUGUGAAUCACCCCAACAUCGUGAAGUUGUAUGGGUCUUGCUGUAAUCCAGUCUGCCUUGUUAUGGAGUAUGCUGAAGGCGGGUCAUUGUACAAUGUGCUGCAUGGUGCUGAGCCCCUGCCUUACUACACUGCCUCACACGCCAUGAGCUGGUGCCUGCAGUGCUCCCAGGGCGUGGCCUAUCUGCACGGCAUGAAACCAAAGGCUCUCAUCCACAGGGACCUCAAGCCCCCUAAUCUGCUUCUUGUGGCGGGGGGCACCAUGUUGAAGAUAUGUGACUUCGGGACAGCGUGUGAUAUUCAGACCCACAUGACCAACAACAAAGGCAGCGCGGCGUGGAUGGCUCCAGAGGUCUUUGAAGGCAGCAAUUACAGUGAGAAGUGUGACGUGUUCAGCUGGGGCAUCAUUCUCUGGGAGGUGAUCACUCGCAGGAAGCCCUUUGAUGAAAUUGGAGGACCAGCGUUCCGUAUCAUGUGGGCUGUGCACAACGGCACGAGACCACCUUUAAUCAAAAACCUGCCCAAGCCCAUUGAGAGCCUGAUGACUCGCUGCUGGUCCAAAGAUCCAUCUCAGCGGCCGUCCAUGGAGGAGAUAGUGAAGAUCAUGACACAUCUAAUGAAGUACUUCCCAGGAUUUGAUGAACCGCUGCAGUAUCCAUACCAGUAUUCAGAAGAGGGACAAAGUAGCUCUGCAACAAGUACAGGUACGAUUUGCACCUGUGAGCCUCAGAGACGACAGUCUGUGCAGGAUCUACCAGGCAUCGGGGUAGAGUCCGGCCAGGGCAGCAGAAGCAGCAGCCGCUCAUCCAGUCCGAGUGUGAGGAUGAUGCCUCCUGAUAAGACCAGCAUCAGGGGACCCUUUUCCCCUGAUGACCCCACAGACACCAACGGCUCAGACAACUCCAUUCCCAUGGCUUACCUGACCCUGGAUCACCAGCUGCAGCCCCUCGCACCAUGUCCCAACUCCAAAGAGUCCAUGGCUGUGUUUGAGCAGCACUGUAAAAUGGCCCAGGAAUACCUGAAGGUGCAAACAGAAAUCGCCCUGCUGAACCAGAGGAAGAAGGAGCUCAUUGCUGAACUGGACCAAGAUGAGAAGGACCAGCAGAACACGUCCCGUCUGGUACAGGAGCACAAAAAGCUCCUGGAGGAGAACAAAAGUCUGUCCACAUACUACCAGAAGUGCAAAAAACAGCUGGAGCUGAUCCGGGUCCAGCAGCAGAAGAGACAGGGCACCUCGUGAUCAUACA
Molecule: messenger RNA, 1561 nt
Organism: Thalassophryne amazonica
Lineage: Eukaryota; Metazoa; Chordata; Actinopteri; Batrachoidiformes; Batrachoididae
Gene: map3k7
Product: mitogen-activated protein kinase kinase kinase 7
Exons: 15
Coding region: 55-1554 (499 amino acids)
Biological process (GO): JNK cascade; protein phosphorylation; positive regulation of canonical NF-kappaB signal transduction
Molecular function (GO): MAP kinase kinase kinase activity; magnesium ion binding; ATP binding
Source: RefSeq, a predicted model, not a curated record